Messenger RNA from Anopheles cruzii, 2525 nucleotides. RefSeq names its product calpain-B-like. NCBI's taxonomy places the organism in Eukaryota, Metazoa, Arthropoda, Insecta, Diptera, Culicidae. Gene Ontology annotation, molecular function: calcium-dependent cysteine-type endopeptidase activity; calcium ion binding. Gene Ontology annotation, biological process: proteolysis. Bases 1 to 2508 code for a protein of 835 amino acids. Gene Ontology annotation, cellular component: cytoplasm. The transcript is spliced from 5 exons. The record is from RefSeq and is a predicted model, not a curated record.
AUGCCGGCGCCAACGCGCAUCACGCGACCGGUGGUGGAGCCCAACAAGGGGCAAGGAAUCGGACUGGUGACCGUCACCGGCAAAACGACGCUCCACCAGUCGCGGACCCGAUUCCUGCCGGUGGAGUUCGAUCGGCAUGGCAAAGCUACUCCCAAACCGGAUCCGCUCCGACCGGCGAGCGUUCAGGAUUUCUACAAACUGCGCGACGAGUGCCUUCGCCGUGGCACCCUCUUCGAGGAUCCCGAAUUCCCGGCCGAUGAUUCGUCCCUCAACGUGGCGCACCUGACCAGCCGUUCGAGCCAGUUCAAGUGGAUGCGCCCGCGGGAACUAAACCCGGGUGCUGUCUUCUCGUCCGAUGGCUUCUCGCGGUUCGACAUCCAGCAGGGCCUGCUCGGUGACUGCUGGCUGCUGGCGGCGGCCGCCAAUCUGACCGUGCACCCGGUCCUGUUCCAUCGUGUCGUCCCGGACGAUAACGAUGGGCUGGACGGGAACGCACGUUACGCCGGAAUCUUCCACUUUCGCUUCUGGCGCUUCGGCCACUGGUACGACGUGGUGGUGGACGAUCGGCUUCCGACGCUCCACGGUCAGCUGGCGUACAUCAAAUCGUCGGCGAAGAACGAGUUCUGGAGCGCACUGCUAGAGAAGGCGUACGCCAAGCUGUUCGGAUCGUACGAAGCACUCAGCGGAGGAACGGCCAGCGAAGCGAUGGAGGAUUUUACCGGUGGCCUUACCGAGGGCUACGAGAUGAAGGGUGCUCCGAAGGAUCUGUUCGAACGGAUCGAGAAAGGGUGCGCCAACCUGGCCAUGUUUGCCUGCAGCAUCGAGGCCGGUGCCGGGGAGAUGGAACAGGAGACGCCGCAGGGGCUGGUGAAGGGUCACGCUUACUCGAUCACCAAGGCGCAGGCGGUGGACAUUGAGACGCCCCGGGUGAAGGGCAAGAUCCAGCUGCUGCGUCUGCGCAAUCCGUGGGGCAACGAGAACGAGUGGAACGGUGCGUGGUCGGACAAGAGCGCCGAGUGGGGCUUCAUCAAGGAGGAGACGAAGCACGCGAUCGGUCUCACGUUCGAAGUGGACGGCGAGUUCUGGAUGUCGUUUCCGGACUUUGUGAAGUACUUCGAUCGCGUCGAAAUGUGCCACAUCAGCCCGGACUGUCCGAUCGCGCAGCGAGAGGGCCGGUUCGGGUGGCGUCAGUCGUCGUUCGAGGGCGAAUGGGUGAUUGGCAGUACGGCGGGCGGGUGCCGUAACUAUCUGGAGACGUUCUGGCACAAUCCCCAGUACGUGAUCCGGCUGGAGGAUCCGGACGAGGACGACGACGAGCAGCAGUGCACACUGAUCGUGUCGCUGAUCCAGAAGAACCGCCGCUCGAAGCGCAACAAGGGCAUCGCCUGUCUGACGAUCGGGUUCGCGUUGUACCGGGUGGAGCCGGGGGAUCUGCAGCAGAAACCACUGCCCCGCGACUGGUUCGCUAGCCACCUGAGUGCGGCCAAGUCCACGUUCAUUAACCUGCGUGAGGUGACGUGCCGGUUUCGGCUAGCGCCCGCCACGUACGUCAUCGUGCCCUCGACGUUCGAUCCGAACGAGGAGGGCGAAUUCAUGAUCCGGGUGUUCUCCGAGUGUCCCAGCAAUUUGCAGGAAAACGACAGCCUCAUCAAACUGGACUCCGUACCGACGGCCUUUCGUGUUUGUGUCUCGAUCUCACGAUCUCCUUCUGUUCGCCCGCAGAAUCCCACGGUAACCGAUGCGCAGCGAGCGGCCAUGGAGCGGCUGUUUGUCGAGGUCGCCGGAGAAGACGCAGAAGUCGACUGGAUGGAGUUGAAGCUUGUGCUGGAUCGAUGCUUCCGGGAGGACAUUGCCAAGGCGGCCCGCGGCAUCUCGCAGUCGUACCAAACGUACGCGUUGCCACCGCAGAAAGACCCGUCAGGGUCCAACACGGACGCAGCCAGCAUCCGGAACGAUAUCUGUGGCGUUUGGCCGAUGCUACAAACGUUCUUCCGGAACUUGGCCGGUGGCGAUAAUCGCCCCGCGCUAAACGGUACAACCGCGGCCGGUAUAGAAGCGGACCUAAUGCUUAGCGAAAGUGCCACACAAACGCGCGCUGAUCCCUCGAAUGCGGGCUUCUCGAAGGACGCUUGCCGUGCCAUGGUCGCCAUGCUGGAUGAGGAUGGAUCCGGGAAGCUGGGCCUUGCGGAGUUCCAGAAACUGCUCACGGAGAUCUCACGCUGGAAGGCUGUCUUCAAACAGUACGAUCAGGAUCAGAGCGGUCGCAUCAAUCCGUUCGAGUUGCGGGCCGCCCUUCAGUCGGCCGGAUACAGUCUUAACAAUCACAUCAUCAAUAUGCUAAUGCACCGGUACGGUUCGCGUGAAGGUGAAAUUUGGUUCGAUGACUUUGUCACCUGUGCCGUCAAGAUCCGCACCAUGUUUGACGCUUUCCGCGCAAAGGACUUGGGCAACCAGAACGUGGCGCGCUUCACGCUCGAGGAAUGGAUUGCCAAAACCAUUUAUUCGUGAAUUAUGCCGUACUGCCG